UCAGAUCUGCUUAGUAAACCUGGUUCAUCACCAUGCUGGCUGCAAGGCUUGUGUGUCUCCGGACACUACCUUCCAAGGUUUUCCACCCAGCUAUCACCAAGGCCUCCCCCGUUGUGAAGAAUUCCAUCACAAAGAAUCAAUGGCUCUUAACACCCAGGUUCGUUGCUGGAGGGGCUGCUGUUGGUCUUGGCACACUGUGUUACUAUGGCUUGGGAAUGUCUAAUGAGAUUGGAGCUAUUGAAAAGGCUGUAAUCUGGCCUCAGUAUGUGAAGGAUAGAAUACAUUCUACCUAUAUGUACUUAGCAGGAAGUAUUGGUGUAACAGCUUUGUCUGCUUUGGCAAUAGCCAAAUCUCCUGUUCUCAUGAAUUUCAUGCUAAGAGGCUCUUGGGUG
This is a messenger RNA of Dipodomys ordii (Ord's kangaroo rat), 392 nucleotides long. Its product is annotated as growth hormone-inducible transmembrane protein-like. The record is from RefSeq and is a predicted model, not a curated record. The annotation marks the transcript as partial. The transcript has 3 exons. Lineage: Eukaryota; Metazoa; Chordata; Mammalia; Rodentia; Heteromyidae.